Messenger RNA from Volvox carteri f. nagariensis, 378 nucleotides. RefSeq lists its product as uncharacterized. NCBI's taxonomy places the organism in Eukaryota, Viridiplantae, Chlorophyta, Chlorophyceae, Chlamydomonadales, Volvocaceae. The coding region runs from base 1 to 378 and encodes 125 amino acids. The transcript has 5 exons. The record is from RefSeq and is a predicted model, not a curated record.
AUGUCAGCUCCGAAAGCCACCAUCAAGGCCAUCAAGACUACCCUGAACUAUUUGUCGGAGACCAAUGGCGAGCUGCACUUCUUCCUACACAAUUAUUGGGCAGAGAACCCGUUGGUUAUGGACGGCAAUGCGGACGCAGACGAGUGGCUGGUGCGGCUGGCUGCAACACCGUGGACCAAGGUGCAGUCGUUAGCGCGGCAUCUGCAGCCGCUGUCCUCCAUGGCGAGAGGGAGGGAGGUGGCGGAUCGGAUCAUGCGGCUGCGGGAGCACAUUGCUAAGGAGAUGACGGAGGACCUGUCCAGAAUCGCGGCGGACAAUACUGACGUGCUAAAGAGGACGCUGGCCAAGACCUUCACAGAGACCAAGCUGUCGGAGUGA